GACAAGACACAUAGGGUGUCCCAGUUAUCCACUGCGCCUGGCCCUAUCUCCAGCCAUCUCGAUUUUUGCCCUGCCACUAGAUACAGAUGGGGACUGGGAAGAGAGAGCGAGGCUGACGUCACGCAACUGUUCCUCACUCAAAUUCACACGCAAGCCUCGACACCUCCUAUACAUUCCAAGCUGUUCGACUGGAUGGGCGGCAGCUUCAUCCACACAUAGCAGCUUCAAUUGCCGGUUAUGAAGAAAGACUUCAGCUGCUCAUUUCACCAUUACAGUUCUGACGGUGUCUUAAUGCUACCUGUCAUGUUUCUGCUUUACUGCAUUCACACAUAGUAAUUACUUUAAUUCCAAGAAAACUUUUUGUGCGUUUACAUUCUGACUGGAAGGCUAAGAUUUUACAGUGAAACGGAGAUACUCAAAUAUCGUAAAGUACAAAGAAUGGAACUGGACAGCUUCGCUCCUAAUAAUGGUUUGGAGGGGGAUGUAAACGUUAAGUUCCUACUGACUGGAGGAUCCUUGGUAAAGGUUCGUUCCAACAACUGGAAGAAAAAUCGGUUUUUCAAGCUGCAAGAAGACUUCAGGACUGUAUUUCAAGAAACACAUAAGAUCAUUGGCCGCAAAAAUACUUUCUCUAUUGAUGACAUUGACACUGUAAGGCAAGGGAGACACUCAGAGGGGUUGGAGAAGUACACAGACGAGAACAUGGAGGACCGCUGCUUCUCUGUUAUCUUCAAGAAUCGUCGCAAGAACUUGGACCUCAUUGCAAGUUCCAGGGAAGAGGCAGCGUACUGGACCACUGGCCUGGAGAAGGUUGUCAGGGCCAUGCAUAACCUCAGCCGACAGGAAAGCAGCGAGCACUGGAUUUUCAACUGUAUGCGCAAAGCAGACAAGAACCAUGACAACAAGAUGACUUUGAAGGAAAUGAAAAACUUCUUGCGGACGAUCAACAUUGAGGUGAAUGACAACUAUGCAGAGAUGCUGUUCAAGAAAUGUGAUACAUCCAAAUCUGGAACACUGGAAGGAUCUGAAAUUAUGCAUUUUUAUAGCCUUCUUACCAAUCGGGAGGAAAUCAAUGUAAUUUACUCAAAGUAUGCCUGCACAGGUGGCCAGAUGAGUGCAGAGGACCUGCUCAAGUUCCUGGUGUAUGAGCAGAGGGAGAGGUCCUCAAUGAGCGAUGCACUAAGGCUAAUUGAGAAGUGCGAACCAGAUGAGACAGCUAAGGAAAACGGGCAUAUGACAAAAGAUGGCUUCCUGAUGUACCUGCAACAGGCUGAGGGUAUGAUAUUCAACAUGGCCCACAAGGACUUGUAUCAAGACAUGAGUCAACCACUCAACCAUUACUUCAUCUCCUCCUCCCACAACACUUAUUUAAUGGAAGAUCAACUGAAGGGGCCCAGUAGCACCGAGGCCUACAUCCGAGCACUGAUGAAGAGCUGCCGCUGUGUAGAACUUGACUGCUGGGAUGGUGAAAAUGGGGAGCCUGUGAUAUAUCAUGGCUACACGCUCACAUCUAAAGUGCUCUUUAAGGAUGUCAUCAAAGCCAUCAAGGAAUAUGCUUUCAAAACCUCCCAGUACCCUGUCAUCCUCUCCCUGGAGAACCAUUGCAGCCUUGAGCAGCAGAAACUUAUGGCUCACUACCUGAGAUCUAUUCUGGGCAGUGCCCUGGUCACAGAGCCAUUGGGGGAUAAGAUGCCAACCCACUUUCCUUCUCCUCAAGAUCUGAAAGGUCGUUUUCUGGUGAAGGGGAAGCGCAUGAACAAGCUGGACUCAUUCUUCAGCUCCAGCAGUGCCUUGGAAGAAGACAGUGUUUCUGAAGAGGAUGAGGCUGCAAAUGUAAAGAUGCCUGGAGAGAAGCCCAAAUCCAAGUCAUCUAAGAUGAAGCUUGCCAGAGAGCUCUCUGACAUAGUCAUCUACUGUAAAAGUGUCCACUUCGUUAGUUUUGAGCACACGAGAGACACUCAAGCUUUCUAUGAGCUUUCAUCGUUCAAAGAGAGCAAAGCUCUGAACUUGGCCAAAACAUCAGCAACCGCAUUCAUUUGCCACAAUGCGGAGAAGCUCAGCAGAACCUACCCUGCAGGCUCCAGGACAGACUCCUCAAAUUACAACCCCGUGCCGCUGUGGAAUGCUGGUUGUCAGAUAGUGGCUCUGAACUUCCAGACACCCUGCAAAGAGAUGGACCUGAAUCAAGGCCAGUUCCUUCCCAAUGGACUCAGCGGAUACAUCCUAAAGCCCAAGUUUCUCCGGAAUCGGGCAACAGAGUUUGACCCUAACAGACUGACUCGUGGACCAUGGAUGCAGAAGAAAAAAUUCCAUGUGAUGAUAAUCUCAGCCCAGCAGCUGCCCAAACUGAACAAGGAGAAGAAAAACUCCAUUGUGGACCCACUGGUGAAGGUGGAGAUUUAUGGAGUGCCAGAUGACAAGGCAGAGAAAGAAACACAUCACAUUAACAACAACGGUUUCAACCCAAUGUGGAACGAGAGCUUUGAAUUCACUGUCUUUGUGCCGGAACUGGCUCUGGUUCGCUUCAUGGUGGAGGACUAUGACACUGCGUCCCACAAUGAUUUCAUCGGACAGUACACUUUACCCUUCACCAGCAUACAGAAUGGAUACAGGCACAUUCACCUGUGUAAUAAGAGGGGCCAUGUCAUCCCAUCAGCUUCUCUGUUUGUUCACAUUAUGAUCAUGGAUCUCCAAUAAGAUGCCUUCUCCAAUGUAGUUGGAGGUAGGUAACUGGUAUCGAGUCGACUCAUGGUGACCUUGGUUUUUAUGGUAUAGAAGGGUAAGAAAGUGGUUUGUCUUCUUCUGUUCAUGAUUUUGAAUUACAGACAUGGGGAGAACAUGCAAGCUCUGCACAUAAAAACCAAAACCCCAGUGCAGAACUCAGUGUUUGGCAUCAGCGUUGGCUGCUGCAACAGUGCAGCUCCUCUCUAGUACAUAUAUACUGUUAUAUAUCUAUUCAGAGGUGGAAGACUAAAUUAGUUUGGCAUUAUUAGAAGAAUCGGAAUUAGAAGAUCAGAACGAGCUUCAUUUCCAAGUAUGCUCACAGUUCAUAGUACUGUGAUUAUUAGUUUAUCAAUUACAAAUGAGGGGAUAAAAGAAGAAUUUGUGUGAUAUGCAUGGACAUUCAAAUAUGCCAGUUUAUGUUUUACAAAAGCAGCCUUUAUAUUUAUUCUGUUCAAGUUUGUAAACACUAUAUAUAAACAUCACGGGACCGAAGAUGGAUUGAUGGAUGGAUGGAUGGAUGGAUGGAUGGAUGGAUAUAUAAACAUAUUUUAAAAUGUUUUCACAGUAAUAUCUCUGAAUCUCUGUCCACAUUUACAAAGAGUCUUAAAAAUCAGCUCACUUGGUCCAUAAUCACUUUAGGUCAUGUAAUGUGUAAAUGUUUGUUUUAUAUGUUUAUAUGUAUCUCAGAAAAAA
Molecule: messenger RNA, 3417 nt
Organism: Scleropages formosus (Asian bonytongue)
Lineage: Eukaryota; Metazoa; Chordata; Actinopteri; Osteoglossiformes; Osteoglossidae
Gene: plcd1a
Product: phospholipase C, delta 1a
Exons: 15
Coding region: 439-2697 (752 amino acids)
Biological process (GO): intracellular signal transduction; lipid metabolic process
Cellular component (GO): plasma membrane
Molecular function (GO): calcium ion binding; phosphatidylinositol-4,5-bisphosphate phospholipase C activity
Source: RefSeq, a predicted model, not a curated record